GUUCAAGAGACAGACAGUUGCUCAUUUGUCUGCUGUCCUUUCUCUCUCACUCUUUCUGUCAGUUUCCAGCCUUCCCAUCUGUAUGUGAUUUGGACACAGGCUCAGGGGAGAGGCAAGUCCGCUAAGGGAGAAGAAUCAGGGCAGGGAGGGAGUGAGGGAAUGAGGGAGUGAGAGAGAGGGAGAGAGAGAGAGAGAAAGGGAGGAAGUCCACACAAGUUUGUUUUACGGGACUCAGCCCGGGCCGGGACGAGGGGCAGUGCCGCAUCUGGACGUCGGGGAAAAGUGAAGCCAACCAGUGCAGCCGAGCAAAGAGGAAGCUGCCCAGAGACUUUCCCGACCGCCAGGAGACACUGACUGACGGAGAAGAGGGGAAUCACUGGGCAAAAAACACAAACAUGGCUGCUAAAACUCUGUCCUGGCUCUGCCUUCUCUGCAUCCUCUCAGGGACUGUCUAUCCAGCUUCUGCCGCCAGGCUUGGGGAACAGCAACAGUCGGUGCUGAAAGUGUGCACAAAGGGAUUUUUCCUCAGCGAGCAGAACAUAUGCCUACCAUGUAACUGCAAAGGCCACGCUGACUACUGUGAAGACAUCACUGGUGUUUGUAUAAACUGCAGAGACCGCAGUACAGGUGAUUUCUGUGAAAUGUGUGAAGACGGAUACAUGGUGGCUCCCACCCUGGAUGGACGCCACACCUGCAAACCCUGCGCCUGCCCCCUGUCCGUCCCCUCCAAUAAUUUCGCAGUGCACUGUGACAGAGGAAGUGCCAUUCUGCGGUGCAAGUGCCAAGAGGGCUAUGCUGGACAUAUCUGUGAGAGGUGUGCUCCUGGGUACUAUGGCAACCCAAUGGCAAUUGGUAAUUCCUGCAAGAGGUGCGACUGUAACGGCAACUCCGACCCGAACCUGAUCUUCAGCGAGUGCCACAACGUGACGGGUCACUGCCAGCACUGCUGGGGAAACACCGCUGGCGCCAACUGCGAGAGGUGCGCUCCAGGUUUCUACGGCGACGCCAUCAGUGCCAAGAACUGCAGAGAAUGCGAGUGCAACAAAUGUGGCACCUCUUCAUGCGACGACAGGACAGGAGUGUGUCACUGCAAGCCAGGAGUCACUGGACGACUCUGCGACCAGUGUGAGGAGGGCUACUCUGGUUUCUCCAGCUGUCAGGGCUGUCGGAGGUGUGAAUGUGGGCAAGCUUCCCUUCGCUCCACCUGCCAUCCCCUCACUCACAGCUGUCCAUGCCGCCCGGGGGCCGGAGGUCGUUACUGCGAGCGCUGCCUCCCAGGAUACUGGGACUACAGCCCCUCCGGCUGCCAGAAGUGUGACUGUGAGAGCGGCUACUGUGACAUGCAUACAGGAGAAUGCCUGGCCGAGGCUGCAACAGUCAACCUGUGCAACAUCAGUUGUGAUGAGUGCAUUUGGCAUCUGAUUGGAGACUUGCGUCUGUCCAAUAAGACACUGGACCAGCUCAAAGUUGGAGUGUUGAACAUCUCCACUGGUGCUGCUGCUAACGACAGGCUCAAGUACUACAACUACACCGCUCAUCGACUGCAGACUCAGUUUGAAAACUGGAGAAACAAGUCGUCUAUGAUGAAGACCCAGACUGGUGAGCUGGAGGAGGCGACAGACGCUGUGGUGUUGGACAUCAAACGGCUGGGAGAGUCGGAGAGUGUGGUGAAGAAUCUGGGGAGCGAGUUGGAUACCGACACUCUGGAGACCUUCACCCUGGCUGAGCAGCUCAGCACGAAUCUCACCGACCUCAACAUACGUAUUGAAGAGAUGAUCCAUGACUGGGAGCUGUACAGCGUUCAACGGGAUGUGGAUCCGGAGGUGGUCAGACAAAACACUGAGGCGGCUCAGGAGAUGGUGAACUGGAUGAGGACACUGGACCUGUCGCCGCGAGAGCCCAUCGCCACCGAUGAGUCGACUGAGGCCCACGAUUUGCUGAGGCGCAUCCGUCAGUUGGAGAAGAAGCUGGUGAUGACGGACGGCCGCCUCCCAUCCAUCAGAGAGGUUCUGACCCGACUCUCCAGCAGGCUGUCGGACGCCCGUGGAUUUCUCCUGAAAGCAUCUAGCACCGUGCAGGAGACUGAGGACAAGAACAGAGCCAGCGUCCUCAAAUUCCAGAGGAAAGAGGUGAUUUCUCAUAACCCCUCUCAGCUCCAGCUACAACCUUCACUCACCCCUCCUUCAACACUCCUCAACAACUCUGUUUGUCAGUAUGGAUGCAUCGGUAUAUGA
This is a messenger RNA of Stegastes partitus (bicolor damselfish), 2234 nucleotides long. RefSeq names its product laminin subunit alpha-5-like. Lineage: Eukaryota; Metazoa; Chordata; Actinopteri; Pomacentridae. Gene Ontology annotation, biological process: regulation of cell migration; tissue development; blood vessel morphogenesis. The record is from RefSeq and is a predicted model, not a curated record. Bases 396 to 2234 code for a protein of 612 amino acids. Gene Ontology annotation, cellular component: basement membrane. The transcript has 13 exons. Gene Ontology annotation, molecular function: extracellular matrix structural constituent; signaling receptor binding.